AGUUCCACACUAUGACACUAGUACUCAACUUUAACACCAUCCUCUUCCUAAUAUAUAAAAUUCUCAUUUUGAUCAGCCACUCAUGGAUCCUCACAAUGAUGACAUAGUCCAUGACUUUUACCCUCUUCUUCAAGUCUUCAAAGACGGCCGGAUCCACCGAUUCAGAGGAAUCGAAACAGUUCCUGCUUCAGUCGAUCCUGCCACAGGCGUCCACUCUAAGGAUGUCAAAAUCAGUGACUCUGUUUCCGCCAGACUUUACGUCCCGAAGUCUGUUGAUUCUGAUCAGAAGCUUCCACUUCUUGUCUACUUUCAUGGAGGAGGUUUCGUGAUCGGAACCGCCUUCUCGCCUCUUUACCAGACACAUCUCGACUUUCUUGUGGCUCAAGCAAAUGUUAUGGUGGUCUCAGUUGAUUACCGCAGAGCACCCGAGCAUCCUCUGCCAGCCGCAUAUGAGGACUCAUUGGAGGCUUUGCACUGGAUCGCUUCUCAUUCGCGAAGAAGCUGUCCAGAGCCCUGGCUUAACGAGUAUGCUGAUUUUGAAAGCUUGUUUUUUGCUGGUGACAGUGCAGGGGCAAAUAUAGCACACAACAUGGCUAUCCGUGUUGGGACCGAAAAGCCGGAGGGGUAUAAUGUGGAAGGAAUUGUGCUGGUGCAUCCGUACUUUUGGGGACGAGAGGCGUUGAGUGGUGAGCCUGUGGAGCCUCAGAGCAGGGAUUUUCUAGACAGGUUGUGGAGUUUUGUCAAGCCGAGUACUAUAGGGUUGGAUGACCCGUGGAUCGAUCCGAGUAAGGAUCCGAGUUUAUCAAGCCUCGGAUGCAAGAGAGUGAUGAUAUUUGUGGCGGGGAAAGAUGUUCUGAAGCAGAGGGGAUUGUUUUACAAAGAGGUACUUGACAAAAGCGGUUGGGGUGGAAUAGUUGAAGUUGUUGAGACGAAAGAUGAGGAUCAUGUGUUUCAUUUGUAUAAUCCCACAAUAGACAAUGCUGUGUCUUUGGUUAGGUCAGUGGCAUCUUUUGUAAAUGAGUGAGGGCAAAAUCGAUGUGAGUUUGUAUCUUAGUUACUCGAAUUCGGCGAAUGUCUUGAAUAAAUUCCCAGCUGUUUAUCAAUAAGAAUGCUUCUUUUAGUUUA
Messenger RNA from Daucus carota subsp. sativus, 1125 nucleotides. Its product is annotated as probable carboxylesterase 2. Gene Ontology annotation, molecular function: hydrolase activity. NCBI's taxonomy places the organism in Eukaryota, Viridiplantae, Streptophyta, Magnoliopsida, Apiales, Apiaceae. Bases 83 to 1024 code for a protein of 313 amino acids. The transcript has a single exon. The record is from RefSeq and is a predicted model, not a curated record.